Caretta caretta (loggerhead turtle) is the source of this 2209-nucleotide messenger RNA. It is a transcript of the gene NHERF4, whose product is annotated as NHERF family PDZ scaffold protein 4. Gene Ontology annotation, biological process: protein localization to plasma membrane. Lineage: Eukaryota; Metazoa; Chordata; Testudines; Cheloniidae. Gene Ontology annotation, molecular function: protein-membrane adaptor activity; signaling receptor binding. Gene Ontology annotation, cellular component: apical plasma membrane. The record is from RefSeq and is a predicted model, not a curated record.
CGGGGACACCAGCUUCACCUGCCACUUCACGCUGUACCUUGCACCUUCGCCACAGCCAUGAAGGAAAAGCAAAGGCUUGAGGAUACCAAGGAGUUAACCCUGAAAUUUGAAUUCAACCCCAAAGACGGGAUUGAUAACCCAGCCCUAUCACUGGCAGAGGACUCCGAUACAGAAGACGCAGGGAAGCCACGAUUCUACCUGCUGACCAAGGGUGAUGGGGAGAGCUUCGGGUUCUCCCUACGUGAGGAAGUGGGGUACAAGGGGCACAUCAUCCGGCAGGUUGCCUGCGGGGGGAUGGCCCAGCGCAGGGGCCUGCAGGACGGGGACCGGAUCCUGGAGGUGAAUGGUGAAUACGUGGACAACAUGGAACACUUCAGGGUGGCGCAGAAGAUCAAGGCCAGUGGUAACCAGGUCGCUGUCGCAGUCCUGGAUGGCAAUGCCUACGAAGUUGCAAAAGCCCUCGACAAGAACCUGGCAGAGCUGCUGCCGGGCCACACCAGGCCGCGGCUCUGCCAUGUCGUGAAGGACAAAAGUGGCUUUGGCUUCAGAGUUUCAGCUCCAGAAGGUGUGAAGGGCACGUUCCGGCUGUCCGUGACGAGCAACGGCCCAGCAGAUAAAGCGGGUGUCCCCUCUGACUCCUGGCUGCUUGAGCUGAAUGGGGCCAGUGUGAGGAACUACACUUAUGCACUGCUCACCAGGAAGCUCAAGCAGAGUGGCAGCAAAGUGACCCUGCUGGUGAUAGAUGCCAAGUCGGAGGAGUUCUACCGGCUGCAGGGUGUCAGAGUCAUAGCUGCCAUGGCCGAUGCCGCCACGCUGCCCUUCAAGGCCAGGAAACUGCACAUGGUGAAAGGUCCAGAUGGCUACGGGUUCCUGCUGAAGGAAGAGAGGGGCAGCUCAGGGAGGAUGGGCCAGUUCCUGUGUGAGAUGGAUACCGGGCUGCCAGCCGACAGGGCAGGGAUGAGGGAUGGAGACCGGCUCCUGGCCGUGAACGGUGAGGGCGUGGAGGGGCUGUGCCACCAGGAGGUGGUGGACAUGAUCCGCGCUAGCGGCAACCAGGUGACGUUGCUGGUGAUUGAUCCGGAUGGAGACAAAUUCUACAGCUCGGGCCCCAGGAGCUGUGAGCCUCAGGCUGCUUGGUUUUCCAGAUGGGGCUGUCCCCGCUACUGUUCUGUGAAGAUGGGCACCCUUCAUCGGGCACUCACACGGCCUCAGGAUCUCAUCCCAGCAUGCCUCAGCGAAAUGGCACGCCCAUUGGCACGCCCCGCCUCUGCCACCUGGACAUGGGGCUGGAAGGGUACGGAUUCCAGCUGCAGACCAUCACCGACAAGCCGGGGGUCUUUAUCACACAGGAGCCACGGUGUGAGGACUGGAAGGGACGGAGCCAGUCAUUCUAGCCACUCUGUGCUGGACCUGUGGGCUCAGCGCAAUCCCAGCUCUGGAGCGGCUACAAACCAUGGCCUAGACCAGCCCUGGACAUGCGAUUUUGCACGCACAAUAACUUGCACUUUGAUUCUUCCCUUGAUUUUAUUUUCUGGUGAGCUGCUACACCAAUCAGCUGAUCUUGGGACUUUAAAGCUGCCACUUCUCCUGUGAUUGGUCUCAGAGAUUAAGGGCUGGCCCAGUGUGGGAGCAGGGACCAGAACAGGUGAGGUCAGUGAAAUAAGGAGGUUCAGGGGCCUGCACCUAAGGGAAACCAAUCACCCACCUGGCUUAGGCUUCACACCGACUUUUUAUUAACAGACACAGUGGCACCAUGUGUAACGGAAGGACAAUCUUGUCUCUUCACCCCUUUUGCUGAUAGCACUGGCUCUGCCAAGGAGCUGUACCUGGGGGUGCUGCAACAAAGCAUGGAGGUUUGGAGAUAGUAAAGUUGCUGCAUUGGGUUCUAAUUGUGGCUUUUACAAGUUAACCUCCCCAGCUGCAUAGUUUGGAGAGACGCUGAGGUUAGGGGCAGUAAAACCCUGCCUCCUGAGAGGUUGUGGCACAUGGGCUUGGGAGGAAGGGGUGCAAUGGACCGGGCUCUCUGUUAAGAAUCAAGAAUUAUCUGGGGCAGGAAUGGCAGGGGGGGUCAGCAGUUGCAUGGCACGCAGGGGGCAGGGCCCCAAACAGUUACUCCCUUUUCCUGGCGCCUGACCCCCAUGGUGUAAGUUCCCAGCUAGCUGAGGAUCUGGCCCCUUGUAUUGUGCCACGCAUAGACCCCCCCUCCCCG